Molecule: messenger RNA, 1077 nt
Organism: Aspergillus oryzae RIB40
Lineage: Eukaryota; Fungi; Ascomycota; Eurotiomycetes; Eurotiales; Aspergillaceae
Product: zinc-binding alcohol dehydrogenase family protein
Exons: 1
Coding region: 1-1077 (358 amino acids)
Molecular function (GO): oxidoreductase activity, acting on NAD(P)H
Source: RefSeq, a predicted model, not a curated record
AUGCAGCCGUCAUAUCCAAUCCCAAUUAAACAAGCCGCCAUGCCUCCCAACAACAGCGCAUCAUGGCUCAUGGCCAAACAAGCACCCAACAGCGUCAUAGACGUUGCACCAUACACCACCCCCUCAGCCAACGAACUCGUUAUCAAAACCAAAGCGGUAGCCGUGAAUCCAGCCGACGUCGGCAUCCAGAAACUCGGUGUUCUUUUGAACGACUACCCAGCAAUUCUGGGCUGCGAUGUCGCGGGGGAGGUCGUGGAAGUUCAUCCCACCUUGGCUGAAGUGUAUACCCCCGGUGAUCGUGUCAUUGGUGCAGCCAGUCCAUUGGACAGGAAGGACGGCAAGUACUGUUAUUCGGCCUUUCAAGAAUAUGUCGUUCUGAAGGUGCCUUCCAUUGCCAAAAUCCCGAAUGGGGUGGCAUAUGAGGAUGCCGUUGUGCUACCGCUGGGGAUCAAUACUGCUGCUAGUUGUUUGUUUGCGGAGAAGACUCUUGGGCUUGAAGUGCCCUCUAUCCAUGGUGUAAGGUCCCCUCGAGGGAAGGCACUUUUGAUUUGGGGUGCUAGUAGCAGUGUGGGUGCUUGUGGUGUGCAAAUGGCUACUCGCGCUGGUUAUGAGGUUGUUGGUGUGGCGAGUAAGAGGAAUCAUGAGAUGGUCAAGGGGCUUGGAGCAAGUGUGUGUUUUGAUCAGAGCGAUCCGACUCUCGUUGAUGAUAUUGCGACUUACCUGAGUGGUAAAGAGGUGGUUGGGGCUUAUGGGGCCAUUGCGAGUGAUUCGGCUUUGAACGCUAUGUGCGAAAUUCUCGACAGGUGUGGUGGGAGGAAGUUGGUGGCGUCAGUGAUACCAGGUGCAGAGCAAAAGUCAACAAAAGGAGUGCAAAUUGUCACAAACUUCGCCUCCGACAUAGGUAACAGCGAGGUUGGAAAGGCCAUCUGGCAAUGGCUGACUAUAGCCAUGGAAGAGGAUUGGAUAAAGUAUAUGCCGCGGUCAGAGAUUGUCGGGAAAGGGCUGGAGCGUAUACAAGAGGCUAUUGAUUUGUUGGCUGAAGGUGUUAGUGCGAAGAAGUUAGUCGUGUCUAUAUAA